AUGAAUUGCUCAUUCAUUGCCUUCAUUGCCGUCUUUCUGUUAUCCGGCACUGCUUCUCUUUCCUGCUAUACUGGAGAUGAAAACGGAACGAACAUUCGAAGGGGAUACGGGUAUUGCAUGUCUUCAUUCUACAUCAACGAGAAGUCGGCGGCCUUUUCUGGAAGACAUGGUCAUCAGAAGAAAGCUGGAAAGCAUGAGGAUAAAUUGGAGUGCACUAUCGAGGUACGAUAAAAAAGAUGGCGAUGAAACACAGUCGAAUGAGCUAGAACUUGACAAUUGUAGUUAAUAAUGUGACUCAAAGUUAGUAUCGAUAUCCAUAUUCACGAGUGAUUGAGAACAAACUGUACAAAUCGUUGGAGAAAACUUUGAAAACGUGACUUGUUUCCAGGUGGACUCGGACUCAAACUACACUUUCAAUUGCCCGUGCUUUCAUCACAAAUGCAACAAGCCAAUGUCAUACGAGGAGUUUGGUCAGUCCGAAUUCGAAGUGAUUUCCGGCCCCGCUCCCUCCCCAUGA
This is a messenger RNA of Caenorhabditis sp. 36 PRJEB53466, 517 nucleotides long. Lineage: Eukaryota; Metazoa; Nematoda; Chromadorea; Rhabditida; Rhabditidae. The record is from the annotation of a GenBank genome assembly.